Messenger RNA from Haliotis rufescens (red abalone), 1384 nucleotides. RefSeq lists its product as uncharacterized. Bases 287 to 1267 code for a protein of 326 amino acids. NCBI's taxonomy places the organism in Eukaryota, Metazoa, Mollusca, Gastropoda, Lepetellida, Haliotidae. The record is from RefSeq and is a predicted model, not a curated record. The transcript is spliced from 5 exons.
GAAAAACCUACUUUCGAUACGCGGACGUGAAACCGUGAAACCGGGGUCGAAAAAUUUACGAAGUCGUUUUUGUAAUUUGGUUAAUGGCAAAUUGCCGACAUCCCCACUGUUAUGAAUUACAAGAACACGUAUACAGCUUGAAUUUUAAUAUAUUUUCUAAACCUUAAAAGGGAUAUGUGACGUGAGAAGGCACGGAGACAGAAAGCACAUGUUCACAUCGUCACACUGGACAGCAUGGAACUUCCUGCUGUAAUAUGGGCGUGGCUUAAUAAUAUACGUACUCGCGAUGUAUAUUGAUGUCAUAACUGACAAACUUGCGACUGUUAUCGGGUGCGUUUUCAACAGAAGAAUGAACGGAAAAGAUAAGAAAGACAGACCUUUCUUCAGCAUUAUUACAUCGUACUUUCAUUCAUUAUUUUCCUUUCUUGCAUCAUUCCUCAUUCGGCCAGUUAUAGAAUUUACUGUCCAAGGGAUCAAUUUGAGGGACAACCCUCUCAAGGGCAAGCCUAGAUGUCCCGUGUUGUCGGAGAAGAAGAAGAGGGAGGUCGAACACGCAGUAUGCUGUUUUGUGACAUAUGAUGCUGAGAAUGCAGAUAGUGUGCUCAACUUUAACCCAAUCAAGCAACACACUGAGUGCAUCUUUGCCAAGCAAGCGAAAGUCUGGGGUUCUACAGGGUGGAACACUUCUCUCAGUUUAGAGGAGAAUGUUUACAGAUCACUUCCCACUCUGUUGAAAUUCAGCAUGGUCUGUGAAGAGCUUGGAUUGGAUAUGUUUCUGAUAGAACUUCCUGGAGAGGAAUAUGGAAGGGACGUAAAUAUAUUUGGAGACGCAGUGAGGCGUGUGCUGAAACAAAUAUCCGACCACGAUCCAACCGGGUACCGGUGUAUGGACAAGUCCUACAUCGCCAGGAGGGGAUGGGUCUUUGAAUUCAAUAAAAUAACCUACUUCAUCACCACAUUCGCACCGUGUUACCCGGUCGAUAAUUCCCGAUACGGAUUUGAGUGUGAUAACUGUAACGUCGCCCUCCAGCCGGAGAUUUCGUUUGCUCAACAUGACUUGCCACCCGACACCCCUUCAACUGAAUGGGAAUGUCCCGUAACCGUGCGCGACAAGAUUCGUGUUGGAUUCAGGAAUUCUGGGAGAGAAUACCAUAUAAGGAACACGAUAUAUUACCCAAUGGCCGAAGACGUGGUAAAGCCGUUGGGAAAAGAUGACCCGAUUGUAGAAUGGUGGAAGAAAAGAGACAUGGGGAUGAAAACAAACUAAAAUAGACAUACAUUGCCUCGGCCUCGGACUUAACAAGAAGAAGACGUUUUGAACAACAAAAAAACAAACAAACAAACAAUAGUGGGCCAUGUAGAGAAUGUAAUACCCGGCCAUAAA